ACGUUUUUGUGAAUUUGCAGUACUGUAAUGUGUUAAGUGUGUGCUGGUAUUGGUGAAAGCUUGGCUGGACUGGUAAUGUUAUGAUAUGUGCCUCUUGAGUGGAAACCAAGGAAAGCUGUAUGAGAAUCUUAUUUGGAGCCAGGUUUCUGUAUCUCAGCAUGUGGCCGUUGAAAGGUGCGUUUUACUAGUUUUCCUAUGUAUAUAAGCUAUGCUUUACACAGUUACUUCCUUAUCAAAGUAUGGAGCAGAAUUUAAAACGUAAAGAAACCAACUUGACCACCUGGUUUAACAGCUCGAUGGAUUCUGUAAGCAGAUACUGCAGAAUUCCUAUUGACCAGAAGAACUUCCAGUGAGUGAUCACAGCAAGCAAUUCCUUAAAAACAUUGGCGUGUUGCAACAUGCUUUAAUGUGAUGUGGAAUCUUUUGAAAUGAAUUUAAGAAGCAACCUGAAGAUUUAUUUCCCUGCAUCAGCCUGGAGGAGGAGAGCAAGACGAGUUUCGUCUUUAGUGAAAAGCAGAAGCUGUAAGCUCAAGGCCAACUGCAUUUCACAGCUCCACAGUACAGUUGUGAGAUUUUAAGCACAGCCCACACGUCUUAACAUAUGCUACUAUAAAGAAUUAGUGUUUUAAUGAGUCGGGAACAUCCUUGAAGUGAUUGAGUCAGUGUUGGUCACCGAAGAUUGCAAAACUAUUAUGCAAGACAUUUGUGGUUUUCUGAGUGAAUUGGUGCUUCAUUUUUAAUUUCAUCAGACCAGUGUGAUCAGUUGUCAAUUGUAAAUAAUGAAUGUCAUAUUGAUAGGGUAAAAUGUGUUGCUUUUGUUUGGGUAUGAUAAUUGGUACUCAAAAAUGAGUUUCCAUCUUAAGCCUCUCAGGUGAUACCAGAUUGCUGCAGUUGACUGAUUUACAGUGUGGACACUUGAUUAUUUAAUGUUUUAUUUAAUGUAAAAAUUUUAUUUUCAAACUGUGGCUGGAGAUCUGUUGUUAUCCUGUUAAGCUAUAGUUCAGAUUUCUGGUAUAUUUAAAGAAGAGAGGCCUUUACAUUGUACAGGUAUUAAGUAAAGUAAAUGGGACAUAGUUUCACCUUGUUUGCUCUUUUAUAUUGUCAUGUGAUAGUACUGCAGCAAAGCUAGUGCUCCAAACAUAUGCAGUAUUUGUACUUCAAUGGAUGGCUUUUAUACUUUUUAUUAAAUACCACAGCAGUGUAGUAGUGCUUUUUGUUUUUAUAUGAAGGACACUGGUUGAAAAACCCCGCUUCGAGAGAAGGAAGUCAAGAUCUCCGAGGGGACGUGAAAGCGCCAGCAACGAAAAUCCCUCCUCAGCCAAUCAGAGUGGAGAUUGUUUUCAAGACGACCAAUCAGCGACUGCUACGUCUUACGGCGGCGAGCGAGUGGAGCGGAACGCCCAAACGCGUCUCAUUGAAGAAGAAGAGCGACGCUCCGAGGCUUCCAUCCCCUAAGACAGUCAGUCAUGGCGACCACAAUCUGUAAGCUGUUUGUCGGAGGACUGAAUGUGGAGACCACGGUCGAUGGCCUCCGCGGUCACUUCGAGCAGUUCGGGACGCUCAGCGACUGCGUGGUGGUCAUGAACCAGGCGGUCGGGCGGUCUCGCUGCUUCGGCUUCAUCACCUACUCGACACCGGAGGAGGCCGACACAGCAAUGGCGGCUAAGCCACAUGUUGUCGAUGGCAACAACGUGGAACUGAAAAAGGCCAUAGCCCGGGAGGACGCCAGCAAGCCGGACAUCCUCGCUAAUGUCAAGAAGAUCUUCGUCGGCGGCGUGAAGGACCACCUUGAGUCGGAACACCUGGUCGACUACUUCUCCAAGUUCGGCGUGGUGGAGAAGGCCGAGAUCAUCUCCGACAAGCAGACCGGCAGGAAGAGGGGCUUCGCCUUUGUCUACUUCGAGGACAGCGACUCCGCCACGAAAGCGGUGAACACCAAAUACCACGACAUCGACGGGAACCAGGUGGAGGUGAAGAAGGCUAUGACCAAGCAGGAGAUGUCCAGCGGCGGCGGCAGGGGAGGCAGGGGCCGGGGCAGAGGGAUGCCGAGCUUCGGCGGCGGAAGAGGAGGAGGCGGCGGCUACAGGGGAGGCUACGGCGGCGGCGGCGGUUACGGCGGCGGUGGUGGUUACGGAGGCGGUUACGGUUACGCAGGGGGUUACAACGGCGGCGGAGGAGCAGCAGCUUACGGAGGCUACGAAGAAUACGACCAGGGUGGCGAUUACAACAACGGGGACUAUGGGGAGGGCUACGGACAGCAGCAGUCCAACUAUGGUGCAAUGAAGGCGGACAGCUAUUCUUACAGGAGCGGGGCUCCUUACAACCGGGGAGGGGGCGGCGGUGGCUACGGCCGAGGUGGCGGUGGCGGGUUCGGCGGAGGUUAUCAGUGACACCCUCCAUUUGUGAGAUGUUUAUGGGGAAAAUUCUGAACUUGAAUCUACACACACGGACACAGUACACAAGCCCAGGUGGAGGGGGGGGAUGAAGGGUCUUCGUGGUUCAGGGCCCAUCACCCACCAUGGAUGAAUGAAUGAGACUGUCCUCCUGGAUCCGGCCCCCCCGACCUCCUCUAAUUCCACACAUGGACUUUACUACUAAGAAUUGUGAAUUAUUGAAUUGUACUUAAUGUUUGUUUUUUGGGGGGGGGAGGGUGGAUUGUUUUGAACUAUUUGUAAUCCAUGUCAGUCACUGCUUCUCCACUCAGAUGUGAGUUUGUUUGUCUUGCAGACAUGGCGUUACUGUUUCAUGAGCUCAGGGUUUUAGGUGAAGUUGUCUGGCGACGUGGGACUCGACUGCUUUGAGUUUGUUGAUCUUAAAAAAAAACACACGUAUUUUUUUCGUACUGUUCUGUUUGACUGUAGAAUGACCUUCUUCCACCUAUCCCGUCCAAUUAGGGCCUCCAGGCUUUUGUUUAAAUUAAAUUAAACUGUUUUGAAAUCCAUGUGUUCAGUUUGAAAUCCAUGUGUUCAGUUUGCCCCAUAUGUUGUAUUCUGCUUUUAUUAAAGUUUUUAAUGUUUUGAAAAUCCA
Messenger RNA from Hippoglossus stenolepis (Pacific halibut), 3027 nucleotides. Its product is annotated as heterogeneous nuclear ribonucleoprotein A0. The transcript has a single exon. Lineage: Eukaryota; Metazoa; Chordata; Actinopteri; Pleuronectiformes; Pleuronectidae. The coding region runs from base 1467 to 2390 and encodes 307 amino acids. Gene Ontology annotation, molecular function: RNA binding. The record is from RefSeq and is a predicted model, not a curated record.